This is a messenger RNA of Varanus komodoensis (Komodo dragon), 7129 nucleotides long. It is a transcript of the gene ORMDL3, whose product is annotated as ORMDL sphingolipid biosynthesis regulator 3. The record is from RefSeq and is a predicted model, not a curated record. Gene Ontology annotation, biological process: ceramide metabolic process; negative regulation of ceramide biosynthetic process; intracellular sphingolipid homeostasis. The coding region runs from base 156 to 617 and encodes 153 amino acids. Lineage: Eukaryota; Metazoa; Chordata; Lepidosauria; Squamata; Varanidae. The transcript has 4 exons. Gene Ontology annotation, cellular component: endoplasmic reticulum membrane.
GCUGUGUUGUCAGCUCUCGAGAAGAGUGUGAACGGCGGGGGGUUUUCGAAGCAGAGAAAGUACCCCCACGCGCGCCCUUCCAGGCAAUCCAGAUCAAGGGCCAAAGAGGGCCGCCUGGUUCCUGACUGUAUUGCAAGGGCUGCUGAACAGGAGACAUGAAUGUGGGCACCGCUCACAGUGAAGUGAACCCCAACACGCGGGUCAUGAACAGCCGCGGCAUCUGGCUGUCCUACGUCUUGGGAAUCGGCCUUCUGCACGUGGUCCUCCUCAGUAUCCCUUUCUUCAGCGUCUCUGUGGUUUGGACUCUAACCAACUUAAUUCACAAUAUGAGCAUGUACAUUUUCUUACACACGGUGAAAGGAACGCCAUUCGAAACUCCAGAUCAAGGGAAAGCCCGGCUGCUCACUCACUGGGAGCAGAUGGAUUAUGGUGUGCAAUUCACCGCUUCUCGUAAAUUCCUGACAAUCACACCGAUUGUCCUCUAUUUCCUCACCAGCUUCUACACUAAAUACGACCGGAUACACUUCAUCAUCAACACUGUCUCAUUAAUGAGCGUCUUAAUCCCCAAGCUACCCCAGCUGCAUGGUGUCCGCAUCUUUGGGAUCAACGAGUACUGAGGUCCGGUGCUUGUUUUUACUAUCCAGCGAUUUGUGAAAGGCCAGCAUGAGAAGUCCACUUCCUUCCUUCUGGCUGCAUCUUCAUGGUACAAUUAUGUGACAGCUCUUUUUAAAUGGGCACAUAUUGCACAGGAUUCCAAGAUCCAACAAAACUCAACCAGCUCAAGUGAUGCUUGAAUCCUCAGUAAGGUUUAGCUUGCAGAGAGACAAGGGGAAGCUAAAGCAUAUUAUUGGUGUUCCUCCCUCUUGAGAAACUGAAAAUAGAUACAGACAAUAUUGAGUUUUUACAAGGUACUCUUAGCUUUUUCUCUGGGUUUGCAUCGAGCCCAGAAAAAUGAACACUUGUACAAGGGUUGAAAGCUGACAUUUAGGAUGAUAGCAAAUGCACUUUAACAUAAAAUUGUCCCUUCUGGGAAAUUUUGACUUCCACAUUGAAAGGGCUAUAUCAGAAAUGUGAAGACAAACAGUAGGAUAGGUAAGUAGGGUAGGUAGAUUUUCUCGUAAUCUGGGAAAUUUUGUUGAUCAUUUAUUUGGUGGGCAGGUGGUAAAGAUUUGCAUUCCUUCUUCAAGGAUAUAAUCUGUUUUCCAGAUAGAAAGCAAGGUUCUUCAGAAUUUUCUUGGAAAAGUUUUUGCUCACUCUAUCAGACUUUUUUCCAUUCAAGGAUGGAGGAAUGGGGUACUCCAUAGGGGAACUGCUUAGAUCCUGAAACAAAACUGGGGAAGAAGGAGCAGGGAAAGAGGCAGGAGAUCCUUCAUAGUCGUGUCUUGAUGGUUAACAUGGUGUGCCAGUUACAGCUGCCCCACUGCAGUGCCUGUGCUGGUUGGAGAGUUAAAGGCUCAGUGACCAGUCUGAAGCACUUGCCUUACUUGGACAUUUCCAUGUCAUAUUGUGACACGAUAGUGGUGGUGAAGACAAGAAUACAGGCCACAAAAUCCAGACCUCUUUUCCAAUUUCUUUCCUCUCUUGGAAAUCCACACUAAGCCAGUCAGGUUGGUUAGAUGCCCCUCUGCGCUGAUCGUUGCCGAUUCUUGCCAGCAUUGGGACUCAUGGAGGGCUGUUUAUACUGCAGUUUGUGAUGCCCAGCUGAGAGGAUGCAUCUGCUUCCUUGACACCCCCCACUACAUGCGGCAGAAGGGGCUUUGCCCAAGUGCAUUACCAUGGCAGGAUAAAGUCCAUCUUGCUCUCCCUUGCCAAGAAUGCAGAUGGUUCACUGUAUUUGUGACUUGAAAGGGCCGUUGCCAAUCAGCUUGUCCUCCAAACAACAGUGGAGUUUAUUAUAGCAAGGAGAAGGUGAAUACUCUUCUGCUAAUGCACUAGUAAGUGCAUCUGAGGUUUUUAUUAGGGCGAGGGAAGAAAAGUGACACCCCCCCCCCCCCCGCUCCCAGUGAGCUGUAAUAAGUUAUGCCGUGCAUUGCUAACCAUCUUUAAAGCACAGGCUGCAACUUGAUCAUCAAUAAGUACCUUUGUAUUACAUUUUGAUGGUCAGAAUCUUAGAUGAGAUUGCUCCUUGUUGUCAAAGAUGAAGUCCAGAUGGUGCAGAUGGGUUCUGGGGGAAUUUUAAAAUGGAAUUAAACAAGUCUGAAGACUUUCCUAGCAUCUCUUCCAAACCUCCUAAAAAUCAAAAGCUGGCAAUAACAUGGUAUUUGGAUCCCAGUGUCCUUAGCAGUGCACUGGAAGGACAUGGAAACAUUAGAUGCUGAUGCCAAAAGUUUAAAAUCCCCUUUCCAGUCUUAGAGAGUUAAGCAUUUCGGACAUUUCUCAGAAAGUAGCAGGGUGGUGUAUCUAAAAGAUCACUGCUGCUUUUAAUAAUUUCUAAGGGAAGCACAAGGCUUUCUGUUAGAAAGUACAGCACAAUAAGAAAGGAGUAAUGCCAUGCAAAAAAAGAAAGGACAGCCAAGUGAUGAUGCGGGGGGAAAUUGGACUAUGAUAUCCAAAAUGUCAAAGACAUUUCUACAUUGGGACACAAACAGGGAGAGAGCAAAGAGGUGGAGUGAGUAAAAGGGACUGCACUGGCAGAGAUACAGGCCUGUGCAGUUCCUUGGGUCUUGCCAGUUUCCUGCAUAGUUUGGCAAUAUUUAUAUCCCAGUCAGAACUCCUGGUAUUUGAGCCAGCAUGCUUGGAAUCCAAGGCUGGGUCCUAGCCAGUGAGUCACAGGCAGCUCCGUGCACUUGGCGCUCUCGGCAGACACAAGAGGGAGAGGGUAGGCAAAUGCUGUAGGCUGUGCGCAUAUUUGGCAAUUUGAGCAACUGGGGUACCGCCCCAAAUUGGCCACCAUGGGAGACAUGGCAGAGGACAAGGAACCUGCUGUGUGCAAGCCAAAGGGGUGACUGAGCCCCAGCUCCUUGGAACCCAAAGCUUUCUGCACCAGCAGAAGUCAGUUCCACAGCACUCCCAGCUGCCAGUAAGAACAGGUGCUCACUGCAAACAAGCAUGGGAGGUAUAGGGCACCUUGAUAGGUACUGAGAAAGCGUCUGGGCAUCCAGUAAGGAAUAGGGAUGCCCAGGGUUAGCCCUUGCAGUUUGCAGGUGGCAGGAAGCCUCUGGCUUGGACCAGACAAGCAUAAAUACCAGCAGCCUGAUCCAUUACCCUUCCUCGCCUCACUUAAAGAGCAGCAGAAUCAUCCUUCCGCUUGUAUGCUUGUCUGCAGUGUCCUGGCCUUGGCAGUUGCUGGCAGAUGUCCUAGUUUGAGAUGACCAGAGCUAGCACCUGGCCCUCCCAGUCCUUUCUCGGGUUAAUGAAGUACUACUGUUGACAUGGUUAAUAGUGCAGGGUAGGCAUAUGACCUUGUAUCUUAGGAAAGCACUAGUUGCUCUAGACAAUUAUAAACUUGUGAUGCCUGAUUUUGCUCAGGGCUUGUUGUCCAAACACAGAGAAGGAAGCAGAAUCUUAGUGUAAUUCUUCUCUGAGAGAAGUAAGUAGCCAUCUCAGCACAAUACACCUAUCUGAAAAGUGGCAAAGACAUUAGCAUUGUAAGCUGUUCACCAAGGUUCAAGCACAUUUAGACUGUGGGCUUCUGUUGACUUGAGACAAGCCAAUAAUUUUACUCCUCAGACAUCUGGAAGGCAAGGCACUUGUAAAUACUCAGGAAAGGAAAGACAGCAAAGUUAGACAUCGUGUGAAAUACGCAGAGACAAAGAGAUGAACAUGAGUGUCCUUUUUCAAAGAGGACUAUUUAGAAAUGGUUGAUUUUCUUCAUAGUAUUUGCUGCUUCAGUUCAGUUCUUUUCCCUUCAGUUUUCUUCUUUUGACCCCAUGCAGUUCAUUCUGCUGAGAAGACACCAUUACUGGGAAGUCAACAUUAUAGGGGAGGGCUGAUGUACCAUCUCUAGGUUCAGCAAAACAAGGUGCAACCAGAUGUACAGAAGCAAAGGCUGAAUUUCAGCAGAGAUGUUCAGCCUUGAACCCUAGCUCCUGUUUUGAUGACAGAGCAAAUUAACUGGCGAAGACAACCCCUGUUGAUGUAAAUUGCUUUGCAUGAAGAUGUGGCUAUUGUUCCACAGGGCUCAACAAAAAUGUAUAAACACUAUUUUGGUAUGGGUGGCUGAGGCCCCAAACAUGGCUCAAAGAUGUACUUUUCUGAAACAGAAUUGGCAAACAUUAUUUGUGAGGGUAUAAAUUGUUGCCCUGUAGAAUAACACACAGGGCUCAUAAAAGCCUUGGGUGUGUUAGUCAAUUUUCAUGUGAUUCUCCACAAGCGUCUGCUUCCGUUGUGACAUUUUCCACCUUCUAGGUAUACACAACCUUGCUGAGAGUGUCUCUUUACCCACAGUAGUUCUGAUGAGACCCUUUAGGCCAGGGCUGGACAUCCUGCUAUCUUCAGAAAGCAUGUGGCUAAAUGGCUUUUUUUUUUUUUUUUUUUUGGACUAGUCAGGGCCAUAUGUAGGCCCAGCUAAGAGUCCCUGGGCGGUUUUUUGUAAACUGUUUCACAACUGGGAGAGAAGAGCCUUAUUUAUACACAGUUCUAUUUGCUUCUGUUUUGAAAACAUGCCCAGUGUUGACUUUGUAAAAUGAAGGGAGUUUGCCAAUAUGUCUUUCAUCCUAUAGCUAUCCACAUUCCCUGGUGAAGUUGCUUCCUGAUCCUGAUAAAGGAGUACAUUAAAUGUACUUGUUGACUCUUUCUUGCAAUUGUGUAAAACAGAAAGGGCUUCUUACCAAGCUGAGCUCCUCUUUUCAGAGGCAGCAUUCUCUAUCCCAGUCUUUCCCACCCCAGUGCCCGGCAGGUAUUUUGACUUCAAUACCCAUCAGCUGCAGCUGGCAUAACCAGUGGUCUGGAAUGCUGGGAGCUGUAGUCCAAAAUAUCUGGAGGGUGCCAGGCUAGGAAAGGCUGCUUCUGUACUGUCCAACAUUGUUUGGGAUGUGACGCACUGAAUGUAGAGAAAGCACGUACUUGGAACUUGAAUAUCUGGGGGUUGCUCCUACUGUCAGUGCUUUGUUCCCCCAGUCUGGGCUCAUAAUGGAAUUGCUUUGGGCAGGCAUUAGCCCUAGCCAGGGAUUGGAGGAGGAACAAAUCAUAUUGGCUAAAACAGAACCAGCAGGAUUGGGUCCUUUGGCUUGCUCAGGAAAAUAUUGUGCAGCAGAGCGUUAAACUACCGCAUCCUGAUCUGGCCAGCAAGGCACAGUUGUCUUCCACAAAGAAAAAGGAAUGGGGAAUCCCAAGAACGGGAUUCCAGCAAAUAUUUAAAGCAAUGUAUAGAGUGACCUUAAGUCGUAAAGAAAAUGGGGUGCCUGUCCCAAACAUACCAAGUGGCUUUUCAUGGAUGAUCAUGUGGAGCCCUGUGUUUGAGGGCUGUGCAUGGCCAGGGCCAGGCAUAGGACUGUCCAGGGGCUUCUCUGCUUGAGGGGAUUAACUGCUGCUGUGCAGAGGCUGCUCUUUCCCUUUUGGCUGUGGAGGGAAAAUGCAUCCUUUAUGUGGGGCUUUUCCCAGUCGUUUGUACCUGCCUUUCCUUGAACUUGGGUAACCGACCACAAGGUGGUGGUGUGGUAUAGCUGCAAUAUAGGAGAUUUUGUCCUUUCCCUAGGAUUUUGUUCUGGUUGUUGCGAUUUGAAUACCCUAUUUUCCUCACUCUAAAAAAUACCUGUGAAGAAGACUGGAAAAUGUGGAAGAGUCCCCGGAGGACAUUGCUGUGUUGAGAAGGCCCCACAAACUUCUCCGAGUGAGGGGCACACAAUAAAUGCCUUAUGCAGAGAAGCCAUAAGAGGAGAGAGAUGUUCCCCACCCAGUAGAGCCCACUGCUUCCAAGAGUGUGGGUGCAAGAAGUCUGGUCUACUCCACAUCAAGUCCAUGGGUCCAAGUACUGGUGCAGGUGACCAGGCAGUCUGUAGGUGCAGCGGGACCAGCCGGUGGUCUCUCUCUUUGCACAGGCUGAGGGGUAUGAAAUGUUUUGCAGCAGAAUUGGACUGGGACUCUGGGCAUUAUCUGAUUCUGUGCGCUAGGAGAAUUCUUAUGGUGUUUUGCUUGCAGCCGUCUUCCUCAACCAGUAUAUGGAUUAGUAUGGAUUAAACCAGAUGGAUUAGUAGGGGAUCUGUGCCUGGCCUGUAGUGCUCCUGGUUUGAGCCUUACAGCGCUGACAUUCAGAUUCAUGUCCUGAGAAAGUGACGUACUAAAGAGCGUCUGAAGUAUUGGAGACACGCAGAACUUCUGACUGCACAGUGGUCCACUCUGAGAGCAUUUGAAAAUAAGCUGCUGAUGCCAAAAUGUCACUCACAGUGAGGCGAUCCCAGUUAGAGGGCUGCAGAUUGCAUGCUGUCUGCAGAGCUGGAGGGGGAGGUCUGCAAGGUAAAACGGGGCAGGCCCAUCCAGGCAAUUCAUGCAUAGGUGCCUGGAAAAUCUCAAAAGAAGAACAGUAGUGAAUGAGCCCUUUUCAGAAGUGUAUGUAGCAUUUCUGGAACUCUUAGGGGAAGGGAAGGACUGACCACUAGUACCACCAAAUGCCUUCCAUGACAUAGCUAAUACCCAUGCAAGAUAGCUCUGUUUACUAUACAAGUUAACACCUGCCAACUUAAACUGGCAAUUUUACAUCAAUUCACUGUCUGAUGGGGUCUGGGUUUUUAUUUCACUUUAGGCUGCAUAUUUCAGAAGGGUCAAAUUGACAAACAAAAAUAAUCCAACUAUUUUUAAUGUACAGUAAUAAGCUCUUUGAGAAAAUAAAGUAGCUGAAUUGCUAUCACAAAUUGUAUUUUCUGACAUAUGUAUGGGUUAAUCCAUAGCUGUAGUGAAAAAUCCUAUUGCUUGGGUUUGCCAUUAUCUGUGAAAUCAAAUUUUUAGAAUGUGUGCAUGAAUGUUGGUCUCAGUUAGCUUUAUCAGUUUUACAUAAACAUCUUUGUGUCUCACAUAGAAUUGUGUUGUUUCCCCCCCUCCUUUCAUUCCUGGAUUUGCUCUUGUUUUGUUGUAUACACAUAAGAAAGAAAUAUUUCAUCUGGAGAACUUUCUAAGAUAAAGUGUGAAUAUUAUUUUUAUGAGUCCUUUCUACAGUAUUCUCAGACAAACUAAUAAAAAACCAGUAUUCAUGUAA